AAAAAAUAUCCUUUGGCUGAAUUUGGACAAGACUCAACCUACAUUUCUGUCAAGAGGUUUUGACUUCUGUACUUGUUCAAUUAUAUUAUCUAAAUUUGGCCAAAAAGAUAAUCUAAACCAACCAACCCCCCACUCCUCUUUCUCCUCUCUCAAAAAGUCAAAAAAAAAGAAUGUUGCGCGUCAUCAACGGAACUGGCAUUGCGCGCAGGGCACCGGCUCUUGUCAAUGCUGGAGUACGUUCAUUCAGUGCCACUUCCAGCAAAAAGGAAGAGGUGGAAGUCUUUGUCGAUGGAAAAUCCGUCAUGAUCGAACAAGGUUCAGCUUUGAUUCAAGCUUGCGAAAAGGCCGGCGUGGAUAUUCCACGAUUCUGUUAUCACGAACGCCUUUCGGUGGCUGGUAACUGCCGUAUGUGUCUUGUGGAAGUCGAACGUUCGCCCAAGCCGGUGGCUUCGUGUGCUUACCCUGUGAUGCCGGGUAUGAAGGUCAAGACCAACAGUCCGGUGGUACACAAGGCCCGUGAAGGCGUCAUGGAAUUUUUGCUUUACAACCAUCCUUUGGAUUGUCCCAUUUGCGAUCAGGGUGGUGAGUGCGAUCUUCAGGAUCAGAGCAUGCGUUACGGUAGCGAUCGUGGUCGCUUCUUUGAACCUCGUGGCAAGCGUGCCGUGGAAGAUAAAAACUUUGGUCCUUUGAUCAAGACGGAAAUGACCCGAUGUAUUCAGUGCACUCGUUGUGUCCGUUUCGCCAAUGAAGUGGCGGGCGCCCCCGAAUUAGGUACCAGUGGUCGAGGCAACGAUAUGCAGAUCAGCACGUACAUUGAAAAGACGAUCGAAAGUGAAAUGUCCGGCAACGUCAUUGAUCUGUGCCCCGUGGGUGCAUUGACAUCCAAACCUUAUCAAAUGACAUCGCGUCCUUGGGAAUUGAAAAAGUACGAAACCAUUGACGUUUCCGAUGCCGUCGGUAGCAACAUUCGUUUGGAUACACGCGGUGUGGAAGUGAUGCGUAUCCUUCCUCGAGUCAACGAUGAAAUCAACGAAGAAUGGAUUUCCGACAAGACGCGUUUCUUCUACGAUGGUUUGAAGGUGCAACGUUUGACCACGCCUUUGGCUCGUCAAGGCGAUCGAUUCGUUCCCAUCACUUGGGAAGCCGCGAUUGAACGUGUAGCUUCCGAACUCGGCAAGGUACAAGGCAACCAAGCCAAGGCCAUCGCUGGUCAUUUGGCCGAUGCCGAAUCGAUGGUCGCUUUGAAGGAUCUUUUCAACCGUAUUGGAUCGGAGAACUUGACGAUUGACGCUCCCAACGGUGAUCGACCUUUGGCUUUGAAUGCCGAUUUCCGAUCCAACUACACGCUCAACUCGACGCUGGCGGGUGCGGAAGAAGCCGACGUCGUGUUGCUGAUCGGUUCCAACCCCCGUCACGAAGCACCGAUCCUGAAUACGCGUUUCCGCAAAUCGUACCUCCACAAGGGUCAAGACUUUGGUGUCAUUGGUGAACCUGUUGAUCUUACUUACGAUUACGCUCACAUUGGUCAAGAGUCCAAGGCGAUUGAAUCGCUCUUGGAUGGCUCGCAUCCCUUCGCCAAGCGAUUGGCCGAAGCCAAGAAGCCAUUGAUCCUGGUGGGUUCUGGUGUCGUGGAAAAUGCCAAGGACAGCGAAUACCUUCUUUCCAAGGUAGCCGAAUUGGCCGAUAAGCACAAGUCCACCGUCUUCCAGGACGGCUGGAACGGUUUCAACGUUUUGCAGCGUGCUGCGAGUCGAACGGCCGCUUAUGAAGUGGGCUUUGUUCCUACAUCAAAGGAAGCCAGCAGCACUCCUGCGCAAUUCUUAUAUCUGUUGAAUGCGGAUGAGAUCACGGCAGAUUCUGUUCCCAAGGAUGCAUUCGUGGUAUACCAAGGACAUCAUGGUGACGUUGGUGCUCAAUAUGCCGAUGUCAUUCUUCCCGGUUCGGCUUUCACCGAAAAGAACGCAACAUACAUGAAUACCGAAGGUCGUGCUCAAAUUACACGGGCUGGUGUGAACCCUCCUGCUGCAUCCCGCGAAGACUGGAAGAUUAUUCGUGCGUUAUCGGAAGUGGCUGGCCACACGCUUCCUUACGAUGAUUUACCUGCCAUGCGUGCUCGUUUGGCCGAAGUUAGUCCUGCAUUGACCCGAUACGACGUGAUUGAAACGCCUUCGUCGGCUCAGUUGGGUCUAUCGACUUUGCGAAAAUCCAAUGUUCGCAGCACAGGCGAAGUGCUCCAAUCGGUCAUUCACAACUUUUACCAAACCGAUGUCAUCUCUCGUGCCUCCAGCACCAUGGCCAAGUGCACCAAAGUCUGGAUCCAAGGCAAAGAUGUGAACGAUGAAUUAGAAAAGGCCGCUGCCUAAACCCAAUGAGUGAAUGAUUGUAAAAUGUUUUAAAUUGAUAGAGAAAAGAAAAAAAAAACUUGAUUUUCCCAAAUGCCUUGGUUUUCUUUAAUAGUAUUUAUCUUGUAUCUUCUUUGAUGGUUAUAUACGAUCUGUUUAACUAGAUUGAACAAAAGAUAUGUAGAACUUGGCUAACAAUACGUGUUGAGACUGAAGAAGGAUAAUAAGCUUUCCAUCAAAGAUCUAAUUAAUCGGGCAUAUUUUUUUUCAGUGGAUAAAUGUCCUCAGG
Molecule: messenger RNA, 2631 nt
Organism: Radiomyces spectabilis
Lineage: Eukaryota; Fungi; Mucoromycota; Mucoromycetes; Mucorales; Radiomycetaceae
Product: G subunit of NADH dehydrogenase
Exons: 6
Coding region: 171-2363 (730 amino acids)
Biological process (GO): ATP synthesis coupled electron transport
Cellular component (GO): membrane
Molecular function (GO): NADH dehydrogenase (ubiquinone) activity; iron-sulfur cluster binding
Source: RefSeq, a predicted model, not a curated record